Argentina anserina (silverweed cinquefoil) is the source of this 1281-nucleotide messenger RNA. Its product is annotated as mitogen-activated protein kinase kinase 9-like. Bases 103 to 1089 code for a protein of 328 amino acids. Gene Ontology annotation, molecular function: MAP kinase kinase activity; ATP binding. NCBI's taxonomy places the organism in Eukaryota, Viridiplantae, Streptophyta, Magnoliopsida, Rosales, Rosaceae. The record is from RefSeq and is a predicted model, not a curated record. The transcript has a single exon. Gene Ontology annotation, biological process: MAPK cascade; protein phosphorylation.
GUGCUUUUUCAUCCCCACUUAUAUAUACAACCACAAUUUCUCCUUCCCAAAAUCUAAUCCCAACCUCUCUCUCUCCCCUUCUCCUUCACCCGCUCAACUCCAAUGGCUCUCAUCCGAGAACGCCGCCAGCUCAACCUCAGCCUCCCGUUACCGGAGCCCUCCGAGCGCCGCCCACGUUUCACUCUCCCUCUCCCUCCCACUGCCGCCAUAGUCGCCGCUGCUCCUAACUGCUCAUCCUCCUCUUCUUCCUCCUCCGCCAUCUCCUCCUCCGACCUAGAGAGACUCGAGGUCCUUGGCCACGGCAACGGCGGCACCGUUUACAAAGUCCGCCACAAGCGCACGGGAGCUAUGUACGCCUUAAAAAUAGUGAAAGGCGACUCCGACCCCACCGUCCGCCGCCAGCUCUACCGUGAAAUCGAAAUCCUCCGCCGCACGGACUCCCCCCACGUCAUCCACUGCGAUGCCAUCAUCGAGAAGCCGACCGGAGACAUAUGGAUUCUCAUGGAGUACAUGGACUCGGGAACACUAGAGAGUUUGCUCAAACAGCACGGCACGUUCUCCGAGGCCAAGCUCGUCCACGUCGCCCGCCAAGUCCUCAACGGCCUCAACUACCUCCACGCUCAGAAGAUCAUCCACCGUGACAUCAAGCCGGCGAACCUGUUGGUCAACAGAGACAUGGAAGUCAAGAUCGCCGACUUCGGCGUCAGCAAAAUGAUGUGCCGAACCCUAGAUAACUGCAACUCGUACGUUGGGACUUGCGCUUACAUGAGCCCGGAGCGGUUCGACCCCGACACUUAUGGUGGGAACUACAAUGGUUACGCUAGUGAUAUAUGGAGCUUGGGUCUGACUCUCAUGGAGCUUUACAUGGGUCACUUCCCGUUCUUGCCUCCGGGUCAGAGACCCGACUGGGCGACCCUUAUGUGCGCCAUAUGUUUCGGGGAGCCGCCGGUCCUGCCGGAGGGAGUGUCGGAGGAGUUUAGGAGCUUUAUGGAAUGUUGCUUGCAAAAGGAGUCGGGGAAGAGGUGGACGGCGGCUCAGCUUUUGAACCACCCGUUUGUUUUAAGUAGAUAUCCGAAAUCCAUUCGAUGAAAAUGAUUUUUGUUCAUAUUUGUUUGUGUCGAAUAUCCGCGCGGCGGGAUCCGAUUGCAAUUACUAGUCGGGUCGCCGGGUUUGACAUGCAACUUUUUGAACACUACUACGUGGUGUAGGAUACUACUGAGUAACAAUUGUAUAUACUGGCCGGGAUUCAGAUUCUUUAAUGUUACAUAUAUUGUUUCUUCA